AUGUCCACUCUUCCCAUUCCUCCAACACCUCUUACCCUCUCACACAAGCCUUUCCAUCUCUCUCUCAAAAACCCGUCUUUUCUUUUUCCAAGAAACCACACAAAAAUAUUGAAAAGACCUAGAAUAACAGUCUUAGCCAAAUCCAACGGUAACGAUUCAGCAGACGCAACAGACCGGAUAAUUUCAGCCGUCUGUUACUUCUACCCAUUUUUUGAUGGAAUCCAGUAUGGCAAAUACGUCAUAACCCAAGUCUCUCCGAUUCAAGCUCUCAUCCAACCAUUGUUCCCAGCUAUAAAAGUCUUCAAGAGCUUCCCCUUAAAUGGGUUUUUAGUGUUUCUGACUCUCUACUUCGUUGUUGUGAGAAAUUCCAAUUUUAGCAGAUAUGUGAGGUUCAAUACGAUGCAAGCUAUUGUGCUUGAUGUGCUGUUGAUAUUUCCUGAUUUGUUAGAGAGGAGUUUUAAUCCAAGAGAUGGGGUGGGAUUGGAUUUAUUGAUGAGUUUGGACAGUACUGUGUUUUUGUACCUUUUGGUUUGUUUAAUUUAUGGGUCUACUUCUUGUUUGUUGGGUCAGAUUCCUAGGCUGCCCAUUGUUGCUGAGGCUGCUGAUAGGCAAGUUCUCUAG
Molecule: messenger RNA, 621 nt
Organism: Dovyalis caffra
Lineage: Eukaryota; Viridiplantae; Streptophyta; Magnoliopsida; Malpighiales; Salicaceae
Source: the annotation of a GenBank genome assembly